Messenger RNA from Osmerus eperlanus (European smelt), 1934 nucleotides. RefSeq names its product carbonic anhydrase 6-like. Bases 70 to 1659 code for a protein of 529 amino acids. The transcript has 10 exons. The record is from RefSeq and is a predicted model, not a curated record. Gene Ontology annotation, biological process: one-carbon metabolic process. NCBI's taxonomy places the organism in Eukaryota, Metazoa, Chordata, Actinopteri, Osmeriformes, Osmeridae. Gene Ontology annotation, molecular function: zinc ion binding; carbonate dehydratase activity.
CCAACACCUCCUUUCAGUUGUUGAGUGAACCUCUCUGAGAUGUGUCGUGCGUAAACGUGUUCCACAGAAAUGGAGUGUUUCUUAGUUGUUAUCAAUGUCCUUCUCAUCAGUCCUGUCUAUGCUGGAGUAAGUGGAAUACAUUGGACUUAUACAGAAGGGGCACUGGACCAAGUGCACUGGGCGGACGAGUAUCCUGCUUGCGGUGGCCAAAAACAAUCUCCAAUUGACAUUCAGCGGCGGAACGUACAGUACAACCCACGUCUGCUGCAACUGGAACUCAGUGGUUAUGAAGCGCAAAAAGGGAAAUUUCUCAUGUCCAACAAUGGGCACUCAGUUCAAAUCAGCCUGCCUUCUAGUAUGGCGAUCACCAAGGGUCUCCCAGACCGCUACACAGCGGUCCAGAUGCACCUGCACUGGGGGGGCUGGGACAUGGAGGCCAGUGGUUCUGAACACACUUUGGACGGCAUUCGCUACAUGGCAGAGCUCCAUAUAGUCCAUUACAAUGCAGAGAAGUACAAGAGCUUCCACGAGGCCAUAGAUAAACCAGAUGGACUGGCAGUUCUUGCUUUUUUCUAUGAGGAUGGACAUUUUGAGAACACUUAUUACACUGAUUUCAUCAACAAUCUGUCAAAGAUCAAGUAUGCAGGGCAGGCCAUGAAUAUAUCUUCCAUAAAUGUCCGAUCCAUGUUGCCUGAGAACCUGAACCAUUACUUCAGGUACCACGGCUCACUGACCACUCCCCCCUGUGAUGAAAGCAUUCUAUGGACUGUGUUUGACACACCCAUCACCCUCUCCCAUAAUCAGAUCAGGAAGUUGGAGAGUACUCUGAUGGACCACGAGAACAAGACUAUAUGGAAUGACUACCGCAUGGCUCAGCCCCUCAAUGACCGUGUGGUGGAAUCCUCCUUCCUGCCUCGCCUGGGCAAAGGCACCUUCUGUCGUCAAGAAGAAAUUGAGUCAAAGCUCCUAAAGAUUGAGGGUCUCAUCUCUUCACUAGGAAGGCAGAUGGAAUCAAUUGGGGAAACACGGUCCUCCAAAAAUGAGCCCCGGGCCCUGUCUCCGCUAGUGCUCCAUUUCCCAGAAAGGAAUACUGCCAGCUAUGCCUUGGCCCACUUAAAGCACCCCAUGAGCCUAAACUCCUUCACUGCAUGCAUGCAUGUCCGCACACACCCCAAUGGCUUGCACACCGUCCUUUCCUACUCCCGCGACAACAAUGACAAUGAGCUAACUAUAACCUUGGGUUUUGAGGUUGGGUUGUGGAUUGGCAACGAGUUUGUCAACCUGCCACACAGCUUCCAUUCACAAGACUGGGCCAACUACUGCAUCACCUGGUCCUCCCACUCCGGAGGGGCAGAGCUCUGGAUUAAUGGACUGGAAGGGGAGGAGCAGUAUCUGAGGGGAGGGUACACGAUAAGCCCCGGGGGGGUGUUCAUCCUGGGGAAGGACCAAGAUGGCUUCCUGGGCAUUUCUGACUCCGAUGCCUUUGUGGGACAGAUGACGGACGUGAAUGUGUGGGACUACGUGCUCAGUCGGGCAGAGAUAAAGGAGCAGAUGUUGUGUGGGAAUUCCACAAUGAGGGGCAAUGCCUUCAGCUGGGGAGUGACCCAGCUCAGCUUGUAUGGAGGGGUGCAGUUGCAGAUCGACCACAGGUGCACCUAACUUCACACCACAAGAUCAUGGUGUUGAGUCACAUCACCAGAUCCACAAGCUUUGCACUAUCAACACAACACAGAGCUGUGAGAGUUGUGGUUAUGGGUGGAGGCAAUAUCAAAUCAACACUUUGAUGAUCAUUAAAAACACAAAUCUCUCUGACAUAUGUUGUUAAUUUUUGUUAUGAUUAUAGAAGUGUAACACAGGGAGUGGGCUUACAACAGUAUCAGCCCUUUAUUAUAAACAUAUCUUUUCAUCCUCAAUAAACUUCUGAAAUACUUGGA